AACACCCGUUCACCCGUUCGUACGAUCGUCAAAUAACUUGUUGUUAUUGUCGGCCCACACAAGACAAUAUGACGACCGCAACAGUGGUCCCCCGUUCCUUGCCCGCCCUCCCCGAGGGCUGGUCCGCUGACAAGGACUUUAAGAUCGUCGGCAAGGUCAGCGCCUCUACUGAGCGCACCAUCGAGCCUGUCGGCCCUCACUUCCUCGCCCACGCCCGUCGUGCCCGUCACAAGCGCACCUUCUCCGAGGAUGACCGCAUACAGGCACAGGAGAAGGCUAAGAAGGUCGAGGAUGAGGAUGACGGCGAGAUCAGCGAGCCUGAGGACCCCAUGAUGCUGCAGCGCGAAGCCAAGGAUUGGAAGGAGCAAGAUCAUUACGCCGUGCUCGGCCUUUCCAAGUAUCGCUUCAAGGCCACCGAGGAUCAGAUCAAGCGCGCCCACCGCAAGAAGGUUCUCAAGCACCACCCGGAUAAGAAGGCAGCGACGGGCCGCGCCGAGGACGAUAACUUCUUCAAGUGCAUCCAGAAGGCCACCGAGGUCCUGCUUGACCCUGUCAAGCGCCGUCAGUUCGACAGUGUCGACGAAGCCGCCGACGUCGAGCCGCCCACCAAGAAGCAGCUGCAGAACCCCAAGGCCGACUUCUACAAGCUGUGGGGCAAGGUCUUCAAGGCCGAGGGCCGCUUCUCCAAGAACCACCCCGUGCCCGCCUUUGGCGAUGCCAAUGCCACGUACGAGGAUGUGGACACCUUCUACAACUUCUGGUACAACUUCGACAGCUGGCGCACCUUUGAGUACCUGGACGAGGACGUUCCCGACGACAACGAGAACCGCGACCAGAAGCGCCACAUGGAGCGCAAGAACGCCAACGCCCGCAAGAAGAAGAAGGCCGAGGACAACGCCCGCCUCCGCAAACUCGUCGACGACUGCAUGGCUGGCGACGAGCGCAUCCGCCGGUUCAAGAAGGAGCAGAACGCCGCCAAGAACAAGAAGAAGAUCGAGAGGGAAGCCGCUGAGAAGGCUGCCGCCGAGGAGGCGCGCCUGAAGAAGGAGGCCGAAGAGAAGGCUGCCAAGGAGGCCGAGGACAAGGCCAAGCUCGACCGUGAGGCCAACAAGAAGGCCAAGGAGGCGGCCAAGAACGCCGUCAAGAAGAACAAGCGCGUGCUGAAGGGCAGCGUCAAGGACGCCAACUACUUCGCGUCCGGGGAUGCCAGUGCCGCGCAGAUCGAUGCUGUGCUAGGCGAUGUCGAGCUCGUCCAGGGCAAGAUCGACCCUGACGAGAUCGCUGCGCUCGCUGGCAAGCUCAACGGCCUCAAGGUCGCGGAUGAGAUCAAGGGUGUCUGGAAGGACGAGGUCGCCCGCCUGGUCGGUGCUGGCAAGCUCAAGGAGGGUGAUGCCAAGACUCUUUCCGCUUAGAUAUCAGGACUGAUCGAAGGCGUUCUGCAUAUACAUACAGGGGGCCAACCAUUCGGCAGGAGUUUCACUAGACGUAGAAAAGAGUCAUAGAGAAUUGAUGUUGUCUAUCUUC
Molecule: messenger RNA, 1524 nt
Organism: Cryphonectria parasitica EP155
Lineage: Eukaryota; Fungi; Ascomycota; Sordariomycetes; Diaporthales; Cryphonectriaceae
Product: DnaJ-domain-containing protein
Exons: 2
Coding region: 69-1412 (447 amino acids)
Biological process (GO): regulation of translational fidelity; 'de novo' cotranslational protein folding
Cellular component (GO): cytosol
Molecular function (GO): ribosome binding; Hsp70 protein binding
Source: RefSeq, a predicted model, not a curated record